AUGGUCCUCUCCGCCACUCAUGCUGUCCUGAUGAGAGGCGGGACUCCUUUUCCUCUGCGUGAUGCUGGCAACCUCUUCGCACUCAUCUCUGUGCUCUUCCUCUACCGAAAUGGCGUCUUCACGUCCCGCGGCUGCCCUCGAGCAUCGGUCACUUACGUUGGGAGAGGGGACAGCAGCAGCCCUGAUAACUGCAGCUCCAGACCCAUCAGGAUCCGUGUUGCCCUCUCCAGGCCGCUGAGGGUUCGCCCUGGACAGUACAUCAAUCUGUGGAUGAGGUCCGUGAGCUGGUGGUCGUGGGCGCAGAGCCAUCCGUUUACGGUGAUGUCUUGGUCUCCAGUUGAGCAGAGCUCUUUGGAUCUCUUCGUACAACCUCGUCAAGGCCUUACGGCUGAUUUGCUUCGACAUGCGGAGGUGGACAAUGGGGUUUCCUUGUCCUUUCCCGCAUUGGUCAGCGGGCCGCAUGGUACCAGUGAACCUGCAGGGCAAUACGAAACGGUCCUGAUAGUGGCCAGCGGGUUUGGCAUCGCUCCGGUUAUUCCAUAUCUCAAGCAGUUGAUCCAUGGGUACAAUACGAGUACUUCUCGAACACGUCGGGUGCAUUUCGUGUGGCAGCUGCGUACCCUGGAUAUUGCGAUUGCCGUACAGCCCUGGCUCAACGAGUUGCUGCAGGAUGACGUCCUGGAUGAAGGCUAUAUCCUGACCAUUUCAAUCUACGUGGAAUCCGGCCAGAUCACAGGCGACCGAAUGCCGUUUGGGGGACACGAACGUGCUUUUGUCUACGGAGGCUCAGCAGACUUGCAGGAUAUUCUGCAGACCGAGGUGUCCGGUGAACGCAUCAAGCGGCUAACUGACGUUCAAGAAGAGCGAGGGGACGUGCUCGUGAUGGGUAAGGAUCUCCCACCACAGGAUCAUGGUGGAAGUGCUGAUCGACUUAGUUUCUGUUUCGGGCGAAUUGCGGGAUCAUCUGCGAGAGAUCGUUAG
This is a messenger RNA of Histoplasma mississippiense, 981 nucleotides long. RefSeq lists its product with no specific name. Gene Ontology annotation, cellular component: plasma membrane. The record is from RefSeq and is a predicted model, not a curated record. Gene Ontology annotation, molecular function: ferric-chelate reductase activity. The transcript has 4 exons. NCBI's taxonomy places the organism in Eukaryota, Fungi, Ascomycota, Eurotiomycetes, Onygenales, Ajellomycetaceae. The coding region runs from base 1 to 981 and encodes 326 amino acids. Gene Ontology annotation, biological process: copper ion import; iron ion transport; intracellular iron ion homeostasis.